Molecule: messenger RNA, 2484 nt
Organism: Entrophospora sp. SA101
Lineage: Eukaryota; Fungi; Glomeromycota; Glomeromycetes; Entrophosporales; Entrophosporaceae
Source: the annotation of a GenBank genome assembly
AUGGAUCCGAUUAACAGCCAGCAUGUUCAACUUGAAAACAAACGAACAGUUAAAAAAGAACCAACGGAAGAAAAGCCAGCAGUAAAAAAACCAACAAAAAAGCCAGCAGUAAAAAAACCAACAAAAAAGGCAGUAGUAAAGAAAAGGCCAACACCAAAGAAAAGGCCAACACCAAAGAAAAGGCCAACACCAAAGAAAAAACCAGCACCAAAGAAAAAACCAGCACCAAAAAAAAAGCCUCCUGUUGUAAAAGCACCAGAAGGAAAGAAAACGACAUCGCUACAACCAGUAGCUCCUGCCACUCCUGUCAUUCCUACUCCUGUCAUUCCUGCUACUUUUGACACUCCUGAUCCAACUACAUCGAUAUCGACAUCAUCUACUUAUUUACAACAAAAAGCUCAAACUAAAACUUCUGAUUCCAACGUUUCCGCAAAAACUCCCAAUACAUCUUUAGAAAAUAAAUCAUUAUCUGAUUCUGAAAACAAUCGGGUUGUUACUAAUAAUAUUAGUGCUACAGGUUGGGCCGGCAUUGUUAUGGGAGGUUUGGUUGUCGCAGGUUUAAUAGGAUUUUUUAUUAGACGCAAAUUUACUUCUAAACGUUCCAAUGGAGCUUCUGAAAGAUCUAUUGGUAAUGGUGGUGAUGAUGACAAGUUCAAAGAUUUCACUUUGGUUGUGCCCCCUUCUCAAUUACCACCACCAUCAUCAAAUGGACCUUCUCAAACAUUCCAAGACAAUAAUCAAGGACAUGUGGUCAUUGAUCAUGAAGAAAUAGAAAAAAUGACAAGUGGCAUGGACAUUGGUGAUAAUAUUGGUUUUUCACCACUCAUUGGUCACGGUGGAGAACGUCCCGAUUCUCAUCCAUUAAAAGAUUUAGCAAAAAUGUUAUCUCAGUUCACAGGAGAUGAUACAGAUGACGAUCUUGAUGAUAAUAAGGUUGACCCUGCUAUAAUAGUAACAUCAACAUCAAACUAUAUUGAAUCACCAAUAAUAAAGCCAUCACAAGCUUUAUCUCCUCCUAUUGAUGAAAAACCUUCCUCAAAUCAAAAUAUUCAAAUGAACUUUGUUGAACCAAAUCAAAGUAUUCUUCAAAUUGAAAAAAUAGAAACCCCCGACACCACAGAUAAAUCAAUGCCUCCACCUCCUGCAAUUUCUCCUAGAAUUUCAAUAGAAGAAGAAAAUUAUCAUGAAAUAUCAGCGAAUAACAACAAUGUUAACAUCAAUAAUGAGAUGGAUACUACACCAAAAUCAUUUAAAUCUAAUAAAAAUAAAAUUCCUACUCCAUUAAAUUUAAAUAAUCAAGACUCUAAUAAAUCUAUUGAAUUUAUAAAACCUUUGGUCACUCCAACAACCGUUGUUACCCCUGUACAAUCAAAAAAAGAAGUAGCGAAAGAGGAAGACGACGAGGACUAUGAAUUAGUGAUAGAGGAAUCAGUGAAAGAAGCGGAAGAUAAUGAUAAUAAUGUUAAUGAUGAAAAUGAAAAUGAUGAGAAAAGUGAGUAUGAAGAUGAAGAAAAAAGUGAAUAUGAAGAUGAAGAAAAAAGUGAAUAUGAAGAUGAAGAAAAAAGUGAAUAUGAAGAUGAAGAAAGAAACGAAAAUGAAGAUGAAGAAAAAAUUGAACAUGAAGAUGAAGAAAAAAUUGAACAUGAAGAUGAAGAAAAAAGCGAAUACGGAGAUGAAGAAAAAGAUGAACAAAUGAUGGACAAAGAACAAAACCAACAAGAGCUGGUUUCUGACCCUAUUUUAUCUGAUUUUGUAACACCUUCUCAAUCAAAUAUGAAAAUUGAAAUAAUUGAUAAUGAAAUCCCCAUUACAAACAUAAACAUGAAUAGUAAUUCAGGCCUAAAUAGUCUUAAAGCAUUACCAAUUUCUUCCACCACAAGACCUUUCGCUAAACCAACAACAGCAACAAACACAUCUUCAUCUGGAAUUUUCAGAGGUCCACCACCACUGCCACUAUUUGAUAUCGAAGCAUUGAAACGACAUGCUGAAAAAGUAAAAAACGUGAAGGCUACUGUUGUAGCUAAGAAGCAAGUACAUGGUGAUAGUAAUGAUUUGGACAAUAAUACCAAUAAAGACACAAAUGAUGGUGAUGACAAAGAAAAAAAUGGCCCAACUUUAGCACGUAAAAAGUCAGUACGUUUCCAAUCUAAUGACAACAUCACUGAAACAGCUCCUCGACUACCAUCAACUAUAAUCACUUCUGCACCUGAAAAAUCUAUCAUGAAAAAGAAUAAAAAAAAUGGCCCAACUUUAGCACGUAAAAAGUCAGUACGUUUCCAAUCUAAUGACAACAUCACUGAAACAGCUCCUCGACUACCAUCAACUAUAAUCACUUCUGCACCUGAAAAAUCUAUCAUGAAAAAGAAUAGUAUUGUGAGUAUAAAGUGUAUACGAUAUGUACGACAGUUGAAAUGGUGCAGGAAUUCAACUUUAGCUAAAGUUCAAGAUGAAGAUCAUUUAUCAACAACUUCCUUCAUCGAUUAA